Paramuricea clavata is the source of this 5714-nucleotide messenger RNA. NCBI's taxonomy places the organism in Eukaryota, Metazoa, Cnidaria, Anthozoa, Malacalcyonacea, Plexauridae. The record is from the annotation of a GenBank genome assembly.
AUUUAAUACUGAACGAUCUGUGGCAAUGUAGGUAGUGGCCCUUCGUUACGACUAACAGUGUUAUUUAUAUUGUAUUUUUCACGCAGGAAUUGGCACGGGGAAACACUACGAAAUGUCGUCAAUAUCGGAAUCAAAGAUUGACAAAUAUACAAAUCUAAAGAACAGUGCUCGUUUUAAUCUGUAUAACCACAAUCAGCUGACGCGAGUGUACCCCAAGGGCACACGAGUAGAUUCAACGAAUUAUGAUCCGACGAUGAUGUGGAAUUGUGGAGUGCAAAUGUGCGCGCUGAAUUACCAAACGUCAGGUAUACUGGGGUUGGGACACAGGGCUGAGUGUGAUGGUACAGCGGUUAGAGCAUGUGUGUUUCCUCCCGGAGUUUGAUUCCUGCAAUAGACAGAUUUAGAUCGAGGACGCGGACGUCAAAGACGACGUGAAAAUGGCGUGUUGUGCCCAUGUAUGGAUAUGCCUCGCCAUUUUGAUGCCAUUUCCACGUCGUUGUGUGAUUAUAAUUUCGCCGCAGUUUUGUGCGGGAAGAGGGCCCUCUGGUUUAACUCUUCUAAACACCACAGGUUUUCUUUGCUAUACUUCAGUUUCUUCCUGUAGUGAUACUUGGCUAAAAUGAAUGACCUUACUAGAACUGGAUCUCUACAGAUAAUAGUUCAAAGCUUACAGACCUAUCCAGCAAAUUAAGUUAGUUAGUUCUAUUACUUCUAAACUGUUCUUCUUAGAGGUCAAGUAAAGAUCACUUUUUUGCCUCCAUUGUUACUACAGGAAGAAACCUAAACUAAACUUACUUAAUAUUUAUAUUGGAUAGCAAUAUCAUGCAGUUUUAAACUGUUCUGUUUAAAGGCCUAUAGUAAGGGUCAUCUCUGAUUCGUUCACUCUUACUACAGGAGGAAGCUGGUGGAUUUAAUUCGGAGAAAAAAGUUUUUAAAUUAGUGUUUUUCACUUUUCUCCCAUGCAACCGAUGAGUAUGAAGCCUCAUAAAGGCGAGCAAGUUUCCUUGGCAAGUUUUACUUGCUUGCGUGUGUAUGGAAAAAAAUUGACAAUUUUUCUUUGCCAAAGAGCUUUACCCCAAGGCUAGUAGUCAUGUCCGCUUUUGGGCACGGAAAAUGUGUUUGUGUGUACGACUAACAAGAGAAAUUUGCCAAGCGUACAAGAAAUACUUCUAUGGUUUUGGUGAACAAAAGGCGUUCUUGACGUGAGAUAAAUGUUCAACAACAUUUCGUGCACACGAGCAACAAAAUUUGUCACGGAAAAUUUGGCAAGGAAAACUUGUUGACCGUGCACACAAGAAAAUAAAUUUAUCGAGGACAUGGCCGUAGGAACCACGGGGGCAGGGGGAGGCUUGAGUCCCCCUAACUUUUAGAAACAGAGGGCUGAGCCCCCCUAAAAAUUCUAAUUUCUAAGUGAAUCUCGAAGUGAAUGCACAGUUGCACUGACACGUUUUAUACACAUGGCACAGAGAUGUAUGGCGCAGAGGAAGAUUGAAUCUUUCUUUGCCCCAGCUCUAUCCCAAAUCUAACUCCUGAAUGCAGGAAAACGUGUUUCAGAGAGUUGAAAAUCAAAAAUUUUCCCGGGGGGCAUGCCCCUGGCCCCCUGGGCCCCCCUAGAGGCGGUUCGCGCCCACCGUUCAGCCCCCCUAACUUUAAUCAUCUUCCUACGGCGCGGCCCUGAUCGUGGAAGCUUGUCAAGGAAAACGUGAUGGUCGUCGGUAUGGGGGCUUGAGUAAAAUGAGAAGGAAAAAAACCUGUUCUCAACAUUUCUGUUAAAUCGACUAUUAUUCGUUAUAUUUUAGAUCGAUCCAUGCAACUCAAUCAUGGCCGUUUUAUGGAUAAUGGAGGGUAAGGGACCAGUCAUAAAGUACAGAAGUGGUGGGCUGAGGAAAUCAACUUUUGAAAUACCUAUUUAUCCAAGACCCCCCACCCCAUGUAAAAGGCUUAAUAAUCAAUGACUCACCCUUCAUGUUUUGCACAAACUCUGAUGAUCCAGCCCUGUGGUAAAAGACAAAAAUAAGCUGGACAAGCAUAGACCAUAUAGGUGACAUUGUUUACUUAUCUCCUAUACAGUAGUUUAAAAUGUUUGCAGUGUAUCACCGUAUAUUAAAGUCCAUUGAUAAAAAAGCUGUUAUUAUUUAAAGUAAAAGUGCUCUUGGCAAUCGAAAUUGUUACAUUUACGUUUUCUCUAUAUCAUUCAUUCAAUCUAUGAUUUUCAGAUGUGGUUAUAUCUUGAAGCCUCCGUGUACAAGAUUAGAAAAUUUCGAUCCUUAUAACACUAAUAUGCUGGAAGGCGUUCGGCCUGUAACUGUGAACCUAACAGUAAGUAUUUUUGGGUUUAUUUUUUUAUAUUUUCUACAUAUAUAUGCUAGUAAAUUGCUUAUCAACGAGUUACUAUAGAUUCUGAAAAUUCCGGAUUGAUCCACCGUUACUACUGGAGGAAAUCUAAACUAAACUAACUUUAUUAAUACGGAUAGUUCUAUCAGUUCUAAACUUCAUUUAGAUCAUCGCUGCUCGCCAUCUCCCGAAGAUUGCCCGAGGGAUUACGUCGCCGUUUGUAGAAGUUGAAAUAAUUGGAGCGUGUUACGACGUACAAAAAUUCAAAACUGAAACGCAAGGUGAGCGUUGCUGGCUGAACUAACUUUAAAUACACUUGGUAAUUCUAUCAGUUCUAAACUAUUCUUACUAGAGGCCCAGUAAAGUCCAUCACUAGCUUAUUCGCCCAGGAGGAAACCUGAACUAAACUAACUUUAUUCAUACUGGAUAGGUCUAUCAAUUCUAAACUGUUCUCUCUAGAGAGCAGUAAGGACCACGACUAUCUGGUCCAGUGUUAUAAUACAAGAGGAAAUCUUUACCAACUAUAUUUUUUACUGGAAACUCUAGUUUAGUUUAGGUUUUCUCCUGGAUAAAUAAAGGGUACUGGACCUCUGAGGAGAACAGUUUAAAAUUGAUAGAUACCCAGUAAAAAUAAUGUCAGUAAACUGUUUCCUCCUGCAGUAACACUGGGUCAAGAAGGGAUGGUACUUGCUAGCCGCUUCUCAAAUGUUCUAGAGAUCAAGCCAUGCUUAACCUUUUGGUCCAGAUUUGUAGUAACUGUACUAGAAGUAGAAACUGUACUACUACCAGAACAGAAGGUGUUUUGUAUAGAAUCAAAAAUCUUCUCACAUUUGACUGAGGUAAUAUUGUCAUCAGACAACGGCAUAUUGCAUGAAUCAAACCCCGGAUUCCACAGAUAUGAAAGGCCCUUACACCAACCACUAGACCAUAAACAUUCAUUGAUCAAAGUGAUUAUUUCUAUGUUUCCAGCGGACAAUGGUUUGAAUCCGGUAUACGACACUACAAUCGAAUUCGACGUCAUAUGUCCUCCCAUGGCGUACAUCAGGUUUGCUGUCUACGAUGAGGAUAUGUUUGGUGAUCCUAACUUUGUUGCUCAGGCUGUCUUUCCGUUUGAAAGUCUUAGAAUGGGUAGGUUACGAUGCACGAUUAGUUAAGUCGAGAGUUCACCGCGAUUAUUGCCCGGUUGCAGUAAACGUUGUAAUGUCACGGCGGGCAGGUGGUGGUAUAAACUUAGGAAUGUUAAAACCGGUUACAGACGAGCAAGUUUCCUGUGACAAGUUUUUAUGUGACAAGUUUUAUUUUGCCACCAAAUACAAGACUACUAUAUAUAAUGAAUAGAAUUAGGGGCCGUUUGCAUUGUUCAAUUAACCACUGCUAAUAAGCGGGGAGAAAAUCCCAGGCUGCUAAGCCAGAAAUUAGCACCUCUCGAGACAUAAAAAUUUCGCAGUAUGAGUGAGUAACUCGCAUACAUAUUUUUAAUGCUUCGUUAACUUACCUAAACUGGAACAGCUGCAGUAGCUGAGCGCGUGCAUGGUUAUGAAUUGGGUAGAAUGCAGGGUAGCAUAUACUUAAACCCUUAGCCAACUUUGUGUCUAUAGGUGAGUUUUACUAUAGGCACUUUCGUGCAACAAAUGGUGGUCACUAUGCUAACAGUUAUCGGAAUUCGAAGGAGAAAAUAUUAAUAUUAAGGCGAUUUAGAUCGAUUCGUAAUCGAUUCAGAGUCGUACCGGACCAAGUGUGGACAAAUAGCCGAGACCGAUUCGAGAUCGAUCUAAACUAGAUGCAUGGCAACUGCAUAGUUCAUAUUUUUUCCUUAUUUUAGGUUAUAGGAGUGUUCCUUUGAAAAACGCGUAUAACGAAGACUUGGAGCUAAGUUCUCUGUUAAUAUACCUGGAUAUGUUUAUGGUAAGUAGUAAGGCCCCGUCCACACGUAUCCGGAUUCGUUUGUAGUCGCAAACAUUUUGUUGUGGAUACGCUUUAUCGCUCUGCUAGAUAACGCAGCAGGGCCUGGGACCACGAAUGCAAAUGCAAGCGAUUAAAGCCAGGACAAAAACUGUCACACUUCAAGAGGGGUAAUGACUUGGUAUAGUAUUGUUCCUUGUGAACGGAGCGUAAUGUUCAUACAUCUGUGUCCAAAUUAGGACGAAGAUGAGGAUGUGUAUACCAAUAUUCACGACCUUCGUAAUGCAAUGGCACAAAUCUCAACGCGGAUUGGUCAAGAAGCGUCACAUAUCAGUGUUCCGGAUGAAGGGAAACCCUCGGUGAACAAGAUGAUGAUGUUGGAUGCUGAGUUCCGAGAAAAACAGUAUCAACUUCAGACCUUGAUUGAACAAAGAAAGGCAAAGUAUGUUUUUGUUGUUUGUUUGGAUGUAUCCGUUGGGAAAUUGUUGCGGAAACUGCAACAGCAGCCGCAACAACAACAACAACAACCACGAAAACAGCAAAGUAAUGAAAACAACAACAACAACAACAACAACAACAACAACAACAACAACAACAACAACAACAACAACAACAACAACAACAACAACAAUAAAAACAACAACAACAACGAUAACAACAACAACAACAACAACAACAACGAUAACAGCAACGAAAACAGCAGCAGCUGCAGCAACGAUUUAGAUCGAGGACGCGGACGUCAAGGACGACGUGAAAAUGGCGUCUUGUGCCCAUGUAUGUAUAUAUAUGCCACGCCAUUUUCACGUCGUCUUCGACGUCCAGCAACAACAGCGACGAAAACAGCAGCAGCUGCAGCAACAAUAACAACGACACCACCAAACAACAACAACAACAACAACGAAAACAGCAUUAUCAACAACAACGUCGACAACAGCAGCAACAACAACGAAAACAACAAUAGCAACGACAACGAAAACAGCAGCAACGGCAAUAACAACAGCGAAAACAGCAACAAUAAUAUUAACAAAGCAGCAACAAUAGCAACAACAACAAUAUCAGUAACAGCAGCAACAUCAACAACAGCAAUGCAACAACGACAACAGUAGCAGCAGUAACACUAAUAACAACAGCAGUAAAAACAUGCAACAACAACCGAAAAGAAAUCAACAUCAUCAACGUCAACAGCGACAGCGAUAUAGCGACAGCAACGACGACGACAAAACCUUCUUGAAUUAUCAAUAGUUUAGUUUUCACUUCAAAUUUAUAUUUUUUCAUGUCCCCAUUUUCUAGAAAAAAGACGAAAACAAAAACAUUGUAAUUACUUGAACAUGGCGGGGGAUAAGUGUGGACUUUUUGUACGAACGAUAUACAUCUUUUAAAUUAAUCGUAAUUUUAAACUAUUUAUUUGAUAUUUGUUGUAAAAGAUUAAUUUUAAUACGAAAUUUGUAAUUAAUGUAAUAAUAUUUUUUGCGCCAGAC